This is a messenger RNA of Chara braunii, 2015 nucleotides long. The record is from the annotation of a GenBank genome assembly. Lineage: Eukaryota; Viridiplantae; Streptophyta; Charophyceae; Charales; Characeae.
GUCGCAGAAAGUAAUAAUAAUAGUACAGUGCUAGUCUGCUAGAGGUAUGUAUGGAAUCACAUUGCCUGCAGCUGGAAUAUGCACAGUUCUGAGUUCGCGAACGAUGUGUUCGUUCCAACUUUUAUGCCCGUGGAUUUUUCAGGAGGGGGGUGGGCCAACCGGAGCCCUGGACUUUUCAAGGGGUGGGGGGUGGGGGGUGGGGGUGGGGGAGGGGGUCUGUGCAUGCUCUCGCUGUUGCAAAAAAUGUUGCAAACAAGGCUGUGAGCGAUUCCUUAGUUCCAAUUCCAUCCUCACGCAUUCAGAAAGAAUGUAAUGCAAGCUUUACUUUGACAUUUGGGUUUCUAGGGUAUGAUGAUGUGGUUACGGUCUGUUUGAGACCAAGUUUCUUUUCUUUUUUUUCUUUCGUGUUUGUGCAUUUUCGGUUUUGUGACGACUUCUCAUUGAAAGUAAUCCUAGGCUGGUUUAUUCGCGGGUAAUAAAGGCCAGUCGAAUGAAACUUUCAAAUGAAACUUUCAAAUGAAACUUUCAUCUGCAAUUUGACGGUUUGAUGGAUUGAUUGAUUGAUUGAUGUUUGUUCGAAAGCUCUGCUGAUUACUUCGUUGAUCCUUUUCGUGACAUUGCCGCGUUAUGUAUCUUCUCCUCCUAAAAGCAAGCUCUGCUUUUGGACAACAAAACUACCAUAGUAAUGACCUCACAGAAGCCGCUCGUUGAUCUUUGAUACAUCAUUCUGGAUUGGAUUCAUAUGCAUGCAUGCCAGCAUAGUCAUCGUCUACCAGGAGGGCAUCUCAUCUCUCAAUGCACUGGCUGCAUGACUCUUUUUGCCUCGUUCGCCAAAUGCCUCCGGAAAGGCGGGAGCCUGGAGGCAACUCACUCCACGAAAGCAUCGGGCUUUCUCAAGACCAACAGCAGCGGGUUAUCGUCGAGUUCUUUAUCCGUUGAUCGAAGUCGAAAGUCGAAGUUAAGUUGGUGGCAUCCUUGUCCUUGCUUCGAAGUGAAGUUGGCGGCAGCCAUAGACACAGUGUCGUUGCGGCGCUGCCAGGGCGCAGGCAACCCUCUCUGCGCCAGCCAGUUAAGUUGGCGCCAGCCAAGAUCCAAUCGCUAUACGUAACAAGAGAGAUCGCAGACUUGACCAAAGGAGCAAAGAGAAGUAACCAGAGAGAUCGCAGAAACUGGAGAGUGAGUCUCCAAUCGCUAUAGGUAUGCUGACGAUGAAGAAAGGAGCAAGGCUUGUGCUUCCCACGCUAAUGACCUUCAGUCUCAGUUCUGUGCAUGGCGAUGCUUUGCUCCAUCCUUGCGGCCGAGUUCAUCUGCUGAGUUCAUCUGCCCAUAGCACGGUCGAUGCGUAUGCUGAUACUGAGCCUCUGGUGCUUUUCUACGUAAUGCGCAUGGUCAAUCGGAUGGGCAGCAAUGGGGCACUUGGUGGACCGUGUCUGUUGCUUUUCCACUUAAUGUGGCCUGGCCCGGUCUAUUGGCUGGGCAGCAAAGGGGCACUGGGUGGACGGCGUCUGCUGCUUUUCUACGUAAUGCUUCACAUUUGGCCUUUAUGGUGCCACCGGGGAGCCGUUCUUGGGCGACUCUAUUUGUGACCAGAAGGUGGGGUUGCUCUCUGCUGGUCUGGUUUUGAACCGCCUGGCCUAGUGCGCGGCCUGAGGCAACUGGAGAACCUGCUGUUCUGAGCCUCUCCGGAAAAUUUAGGAGGCCGGGCGUCGCAGAUAAACGGAAUCUGCAGUGGGUGGCCUCCGAAAGGGGCCCGCGACCGAUAGCUGGCAUGUACUGGUUUGCUUUAAGCUUCAAGGUGAACUGGGUUAUUAGACAAUGACAUGUCGACACACGACUCGACAGAAAGAUGUAGACAUUGAGACGAAGUGUCAGGACCUCAACGUUGCAGCAGCCACUCGACGCUCGGUGUGGAAGAUUGCGGAGGUUUGGACUAGGGAUUUGUUUGAUUGUAUGUAUAUAUGUCUGUCGAAAGAUGGAUGGACAGCCAACUCGUUGAAUGUUAUGUUAAUUUCUAA